UUGGGCCCUCUACUGGAGGAGUCAGUGGUGGCACCAGUGGAGGCAGUAGUGGCAACAAUGGAGGCAGUAGUGGCACCAACAGAGGCAGUAGUGGCACCAGCGGAGGCAGUAGUGGCACCAGCGGAGGAAGUAGUGGCAACAGUGGAGGCAUUAGUGGCACCAGUGGAGGUAGUAGUGGCACCAGUGGAGACAGUAGUGGCACCAGUGGAGGAAGUAGUGGCACCAGUGGAGGAAGUAGUGGCAACAAUGGCGGCAGUAGUGGCACCAGCGGAGGAAGUAGUGGCAACAAUGGAGGCAGCAGUAGUGGCAACACUGGAAGCAGUAGUGGCAACAAUGGAGGCAGUAGUGGCACCAGCGGGGGAAGUAGUGACAACAAUGGAGGCAGUAGUGGCACCAGUGGAGGCAGUAAUGGCACCAGCGGAGGCAGUAGUGGCACCAGCGGAGGCAGUAGUGGCAACACUGGAGGCAGUAGUGGCAACAAUGGAGGCAGUAGUGGCAACACUGGAGGCAGUAGUGGCAACAAUUUAGGCAGUAGUGGCACCAGUGGAGGCAGUAGUGGCACCAGCGGGGGAAGUAGUGACAACAAUGGAGGCAGUAGUGGCACCAGUGGAGGCAGUAUUGGCACCAGCGGAGGCAGUAGUGGCAACAAUGGAGGCAGUAGUGGCACCAGCGGAGGCAGUAGUGGCACCAGCGGAGGCAGUAGUGGCACCAGCGGAGGAAGUAGUGGCAACAAUGGAGGCAGUAGUGGCACCAGCGGAGGAAGUAGUGGCAACAAUGGAGGCAGUAGUGGCACCAGCGGGGGAAGUAGUGGCAACAAUGGAGGCAGUAGUGGCACCAGCGGAGGCAGUAGUGGCACCAGCGGAGGAAGUAGUGGCAACAAUGGAGGCAGUAGUGGCACCAGCGGAGGAAGUAGUGGCAACAAUGGAGGCAGUAGUGGCACCAGCGGGGGAAGUAGUGGCAACAAUGGAGGCAGUAGUGGCACCAGUGGAGGAAGUAGUGGCAACAAUGGAGGCAGUAGUGGCAACAAUGGAGGCAGUAGUGGCACCAGCGGAGGAAGUAGUGGCAACAAUGGAGGCAGUAGUGGCAACAGUGGAGGCAGUAGUGGCACCAGUGGAGGCAGUAGUGGCACCAGUGGAGGCAGUAGUGGCACCAGUGGAGGCAGUAGUGGCACCAGCGGGGGAAGUAGUGACAACAAUGGAGGCAGUAGUGGCACCAGUGGAGGCAGUAUUGGCACCAGCGGAGGCAGUAGUGGCACCAGCGGAGGCAGUAGUGGCAACAAUGGAGGCAGUAGUGGCACCAGCGGAGGCAGUAGUGGCACCAGCGGAGGCAGUAGUGGCACCAGCGGAGGAAGUAGUGGCAACAAUGGAGGCAGUAGUGGCACCAGCGGAGGAAGUAGUGGCAACAAUGGAGGCAGUAGUGGCACCAGCGGGGGAAGUAGUGGCAACAAUGGAGGCAGUAGUGGCACCAGCGGAGGCAGCAGUAGUGGCACCAGCGGAGGAAGUAGUGGCAACAAUGGAGGCAGUAGUGGCACCAGCGGAGGAAGUAGUGGCAACAAUGGAGGCAGUAGUGGCACCAGCGGGGGAAGUAGUGGCAACAAUGGAGGCAGUAGUGGCACCAGUGGAGGAAGUAGUGGCAACAAUGGAGGCAGUAGUGGCAACAAUGGAGGCAGUAGUGGCACCAGCGGAGGAAGUAGUGGCAACAAUGGAGGCAGUAGUGGCAACAAUGGAGGCAGUAGUGGCACCAGCGGGGGAAGUAGUGGCAACAAUGGAGGCAGUAGUGGCACCAGCGGAGGAAGUAGUGGCAACAAUGGAGGCAGUAGUGGCAACAAUGGAGGCAGUAGUGGCACCAGCGGAGGAAGUAGUGGCAACAAUGGAGGCAGUAGUGGCAACAAUGGAGGCAGUAGUGGCACCAGCGGGGGAAGUAGUGGCAACAAUGGAGGCAGUAGUGGCACCAGCGGGGGAAGUAGUGACAACAAUGGAGGCAGUAGUGGCAACAAUGGAGGCAGUAGUGGCACCAGCAGAGGCAGUAGUGGCAACAAUGGAGGCAGUAGUGGCACCAGCGGGAGAAGUAGUGGCAACAAUGGAGGCAGUAGUGGCACCAGCGGAGGAGGUAGUGGCAACAAUGGAGGCAGUAGUGGCACCAGCGGGGGAAGUAGUGGCAACAAUGGAGGCAGUAGUGGCACCAGCGGGGGAAGUAGUGACAACAAUGGAGGCAGUAGUGGCAACAAUGGAGGCAGUAGUGGCACCAGCAGAGGCAGUAGUGGCAACAAUGGAGGCAGUAGUGGCACCAGCGGGGGAAGUAGUGGCAACAAUGGAGGCAGUAGUGGCACCAGCGGGGGAAGUAGUGGCAACAAUGGAGGCAGUAGUGGCACCAGCGGAGGAAGUAGUGGCAACAAUGGAGGCAGUAGUGGCACCAGCGGGGGAAGUAGUGGCAACAAUGGAGGCAGUAGUGGCACCAGCGUACAGUGGGAGGAGCUUCACAAUUCUUCAUAA
Procambarus clarkii (red swamp crayfish) is the source of this 2492-nucleotide messenger RNA. Lineage: Eukaryota; Metazoa; Arthropoda; Malacostraca; Decapoda; Cambaridae. The record is from RefSeq and is a predicted model, not a curated record.